Didymodactylos carnosus is the source of this 1964-nucleotide messenger RNA. NCBI's taxonomy places the organism in Eukaryota, Metazoa, Rotifera, Eurotatoria, Philodinida, Philodinidae. The record is from the annotation of a GenBank genome assembly.
AUGCGCAUCGGUGCCCAGAAAAAAUAAUUAUUCGGCACCGGUGCGCAUCGGUGCCCGGAAAAAAAAUUAUUCGGCACCGGUGCGCACCCGUGCACAACCAGUGCCGAUAAAAUAUUUUUUUGUAGGGCUGCUGGUUUUAACAAUCUAAUUGAUCAUAUUGCUGGUGCAGUAAAUUAUAUAUUCGAACAUUUACCUGGAGCAAUCGUUAUUGUCAUUACUUGUUUGCUCUCAUACGCGUCUGUUAAUAGACACAGUGAUGUCGGUAUCACGAUGUUGAAUGUGAUCAAUUCCUGUCAUCAGGAUUUAAAAGAAGCUUCACAUGAAAUAUGAUCAUAUGCAACAAGAGCAUUUACGGCUUUAUCUGAAUCCAUAACGAUGGUAAAAAUCAUCGAAUUGGCUUCAAUCGGUCUUCUCAUAGUAAAAAUGCCCGAUGUAUUUGACUUUUUAUUGAAAACAUGGGCUAAAUCAGCUAAAAUUUAGUCAGAAACUGGUUGAUUGUAUUUUUAUUUUCUCAUAUAUGUUUAAGUAAUAAACGUCGUCUGAUUCUUUUACAGCAUCUAUUUUACAAUUUUUUAUGUUCGAAUUUCUGUCCUCAAAAUUGUUCCAGUUUCGAUAAUAAAAACAAAGCAAUCGGUGUAUAUUCGAAAUUGAAAUGAAGAUUGACAAUGAUCGAGAACUGACUUGUUGAGUCGAGUGAGGAAUCGAACUUGAAGAGACAUCUGAGAGAAAAGAAAAGAAACAUUUCGAAUUUAUUUAACAGAAAUCGAAAGAAUCUGAAUAUCAUCUAAAGGUUUAUCAAACCUGUCUGUUUUGACUUGUGAAAGCGGGUAUUAGUAAAAGACGCGAACAUCCACGAACACCCAGAACAAAGCGUAAGAACACCCAAAAAGGUGUGCCAAAUUCAUCUCCAGGCUGUUUUGGAGAGUGAAAUGUGGGGGUGAGGGUGAGGUACUUGUAGGCUCAGAAUAGUCUGGAGAUGAAUUUAGCACACUUUUUUGGGUGUUCUUACGCUAUGUUCUGGGUGUUCAUUGAAAAUGUAUGCUUAAACAGCGAAACUAUAAAAACUUGGCAAAAAAAUGGCAGUUUAAACUAACUCAGAUUGAACUAGGCCAAACUGAGAUCAAGUAGAAUAUGGAUUCACUAUAUAACUAUUUAAGAACGGAACACAAGUGAAGAGAACAUCGAUAACAAUCGAAAAAUGGAUCAAUUAUUAAAAAUUGACAAGGUCAUCAUUGAUCAAUUAUUCCAUUUAAUAUAACUGGUAGUGUAUUAGACGAACUCGGCAGUGUCAAAGAUGGAAACAAUCGGUCUAACAUUUUAAUUUAUGAUAAUAGGAAGAUUUGAAAAAAAAUGAAUUAUCAUUCGCUGUUGUGAUCACUAUCGGAUGAGCAGAAUAUUUUAUUUUAUCAAUAUGUGUUUGUCGCCGGAUCGAAGAAGGAUGCCUAAAAAAAGAUAAACAAAAUCAGAAACAGCAAAUUAUGAAAACAAAAUGAAGAGACGGCAUCAUUAGAUGGUAUCGAAAGCAAUAAAAAACUGAGUGGAUAUCGCGGCUAUACCAAUGGAACUCUUGUUCACUUUUUUUUAUUGGGUAAAUUAUUAAUAAAACUUCCUAACUGUAUUCUUAUCAGUUAUGAGUGAAUAUUUUAUGUAGAUGAAUUAAAAAAAGAUAUUAAAAAUCAAAAAUCAAAUUUGAUAAACAAUUUGAACAAUUAAAAGUGACAUCAUUAACGUCAAAAGUAACAUUGACAAUUGGAGAUUUAACUCAAAUUGAUCAAAUUACAAUUAAAAAACCAGAAAUUGAAAUGAAUUAUGCACAACAAUUUCAUGUUAAUGAUUUAGAACGUAUUUUAAACACACCAGUACCCGAUAAACAAUUUCAAGCAGAAAAUUUGACAACAAAAUUUCAUCUAAUGGGUUCAUCAGAGGAAUAUUUAUUGAUUGCAACUGAAAAAAUGACAAAUUGA